AAAAUAUUUAAGACGGUUGAAAUUGUAUAUACGAUGCUGCGUCUAAUGUGGAUAAUAAUGUAUUUUUUUCCAUAUAUUUUUGAUUUACCUAACUUUAAUCGCGAGCGGAACCGAUUAUUUCUUGUAAAACUUGUAUUUUAAUAUCGGACAUAUGCUUCCACAUUCUAUAUCUAAGAUUUAAGAAUUUCCGGGAAGAAGAGAUCCAUCGAUCCUAGUUUUACUGUAACCUUUUUUUAACUUAAUUGACUGUAAAUAAGUGUUCCAGAUUUGUCUUAAUUGUGAAAUAUAAGAGAAACAGCGGGUUGUUAAUGAAAAAUCAGCAGGUUAAGGGUUAUUAUAGUUAGCUCUAAUAAUAUGUCAUGCGAAAAUAAACCGAUCUUAAAAUAGCGUGCGUACGAACCUCUCUUUACAUCAGUAAAACGAGAAAGAGAGAGAAGAAAGAGAAGGAAAGCAGACGCAAUCCUACAAAGUUACUAGGGGAAGUGCAACGCCUUUUCGACAUUUUCUCGAGGCUAACCGGCGAGAGAGUAAAGCUCGAAGAAGUCUGAAAAGAUGAGAAUCAAGAAUCAAAGGUGUAAGCGAGUACCUGUGAAUAAAGGUACUACUAUUUUAUACGGGAAACCAUUUGCCUAUGUUGUAAGAUCGGUGGUGCGUGACGAAAGAUGCGACCAUUGCCUACGAAGUGGGAAAUUGUUAAAGUGCUCGAGUUGUCAGUACGUGUAUUAUUGUGACCGCAAUUGUCAGAAAGAAUCGUGGCCGAUUCAUAAGACAGAAUGUACACGUUUGAAAAAGGUGUCGCCGAAAGUAUUGCCAGAUGCGGCUCGACUUAUGGCACGUAUCAUUCUCAAACUCAAUCAAGGUGGAGCUGAGGAAGUGGGCUAUUACACUGAGAAAAACUUUAGAAGAUUCAAGGACCUAAUGUCUCAUUAUUCAGACAUAAAAGUGGAUGUUAAGCGAAUGGAACAUUUCACCAUGUUAUAUGGAGUUUUAUCUCAGUUUCUCGAUGAGACAUUUAUGCCUAAUAUUGCAGAGCUGAUGGGUAUUUAUGGCAGGAUAUGUACUAACUCUUUCAACAUACUGGAUAUCAAUAUGAAUACCAUCGGAGUUGGCAUUUAUCUGGGAGCAUCUGUGAUAGAUCAUAGUUGUAAACCUAAUGCGGUUGUUGUUUUUGAAGGAACUACCAUUAUUGUUAGAACAUUAACAGACCUUUCUUCUUUGGAUUGGUCGCAGAUAAGAAUAUCCUACGUGGAUUUACUCAAUUCUAAUAAGGAUAGGCGCGAAGAAUUGCACAGUUCGUAUUACUUUUGGUGUGAUUGCGAAAGAUGUAAGAAAGAGGAACCAAUGGCCGAAGUGGCUGCGUGUCCAAACUUAUCAUGCGACUCACCGUGUUCGAUUGAAGCUGACGAAUGCGAGAAGUGUAACACGGAAAUAUCUGUAGAAUUUAAAGAGACAUUUCGGGAAGUCGUCGAUUUUACUGCUCAUCACUUGGAAAAAAUGAAAACUAUGGCUUAUCUUGAUGUUAGUAAGAUAUGUUUGAAGAAGCAAAAGGGUAUAAUGCAUAAAUUUAAUAUACAACAUGUUCGUACUCUAGAAAUGGCUCAUAUCGCGGCUAUGAAUCUGAAGUGUUGGGAAGAUGCGGAGUUUUAUGGCAAGGAACUUGUGCCAGGAUACUUAUUGUAUUACGGGGAAAUACAUCCUUUGACAGGACUGCUGUAUCUCACGAUAGGAAAGAUACAGUUGCACUUGGAAAAACCGAAAGAAGCACUCCAAGCACUAACUAAAGCAAAUACGGUGCUGACGAUAACGCAUGGUGAUAAACACUCUAUAAUGGAAGAAGAAUUGAGACCUUUGCUUUAUCAAGCUGAUAUGGAGUCGAAUAGCGCGUAAUGAUCUUAAAUUUUUGUAAUUUUUAUAGUAAUAAAUUAUUGUUUAAA
Messenger RNA from Atta colombica, 1934 nucleotides. It is a transcript of the gene Smyd3, whose product is annotated as histone-lysine N-methyltransferase SMYD3. The transcript has 6 exons. Gene Ontology annotation, cellular component: nucleus. The coding region runs from base 553 to 1887 and encodes 444 amino acids. Gene Ontology annotation, molecular function: protein binding. The record is from RefSeq and is a predicted model, not a curated record. NCBI's taxonomy places the organism in Eukaryota, Metazoa, Arthropoda, Insecta, Hymenoptera, Formicidae.